CACUCAUAUAAAGUAUCGAUUGUAUGCCUGCCUGUUUACUAUAUUAUAUUCAUUAACAAUUCAUAGCGGCUGAUAAGUUCGUCAUUAGUGUAUCAAAAGUCUAUGUGUGACCGAGACCGAGUUUAGUUGUCUGGAGCUCGCCGAUGCGAACGGAUCGAAAUGGAGGGUCACUCACUAAUCUGGACGCUGUUGCUCGCCCUCUGCUGCUGCUGCGGAAACCAAGUGGAGGUCGGAGCGAGUCGCUUGCUGAGCAGGAUGAUGCCCAGAGUUCCACAAAGCUGGAGAUGUCAGAAUGAAAACAUAGGCGGCUUCAGCAUCAAUCUGACGGAUCUCUCUGGUUACUGGUACGAGGUUGCCCGAGUGCCCAAUGUCGAUGUGCUGGCGUGUUUAAAUGUCUCGGUUCCUGCCGAGACCAAGAACGACAAACUUUCGCUGGACCUCAACUACAUCAGCACGGUCAACGACGAUCGUCAGUUCAACAACGAGUCCAUCAGCUUUUCCUGGAACAAUGACACCCAGCAUGGCCGCUUCAAUCUGGACUACGAUAUCGCCACUGUCACAUACAAGAUGGUGUAUGUUAAUUACACAUCGGUGGCACUCCUAUGUGGCUUCAGUAGCAUCUUGCCCAUUCCGCUCUUCAAGUUAUUCUCACGAGUACCGGAGAUUAGCCAGCAGGCACGCGAUGUCAUCCAGUAUGUGGCGAAUACAUACAACGUUUCCGACCAGAUCGCUUGGGAAGAGCAGAUGCCGGACAGAUGCAACGGAUCAGCUCCUAGCCAGGCUCCUCUAGCUGUCCUACUAGGUUUAAUAGCAAUGCUGUGGUGCCUCAGCUUCCGCAAGCAAACUCUUAGUUAGCUUUCUAAUUAUAAUAAUGAGCAGUCAGAAUGGUUUACAAUCAUCACAAGCUCUUAUCGUUGUUUGCUCUUCAUCAGUGGAUGGCUUUGCAUGAAUUCAUUCAGAGCGAAUCACAGCUGAGCUUCCUUAUCUUGUAGUUUAGAAAGGAAAACUCAUGAAGAGCAAAUUAGAAAUAUAAAUAAAUAAUAUAAUAAAUGUAAGUAAAAUAGAAUGUACCUAGGAAUCAUAGCCUUUUCCCAAUGUUUCCACGCUGUAACUAAGUUAGUUUUCAUUAUUUACGUUUAGUUGUCCAGUUCCACUUGGUUUUCCGAGCUGUUACUGCUCUUUUCUAGCUCUCUCAUUGCGCUGAUAAGGGAUUUGUAUUUAUGUUUGAGUGAAAUUAAAAGUUCUGCUUAGUA
Molecule: messenger RNA, 1253 nt
Organism: Drosophila serrata
Lineage: Eukaryota; Metazoa; Arthropoda; Insecta; Diptera; Drosophilidae
Source: RefSeq, a predicted model, not a curated record